GCCCAAGGCCCCAUCCAACCCCUCCCGGAGGCCCCCUUCGGUCCUAUUUCCUCUCUCGCGGUUGAGCUUUGUAGAGAGGAGUUUCUGGCCCAGGCGGUCUGCGGCUUGUCUACGGCAUCUUCGGGUUAGCUGACCUCCGCACCGCCUCGGCCUGCAUCCUGCUGUCUGCACCACCAGGACUAAGAGCAACCCAGCUCGGAGCCAAAACGGUCACUGAGUUUCCCAUCAUUCCUCCCACAAGCAUGGUGUUCAGCUUGAGUGAGUGGCUGUGGCAGGAGACAUACUGGUUACCACCCAAUGUCACGUGGGCACAGCUGGAAGACCGGGAUGGCCUGGUGUUUGCCCACCCUCACCACGUGCUUGCUGCCUUGCCAGUGGCUCUGGUCUUGGUGGCUGUACGCAUCGUCUUUGAGAGAUUUGUGGCCUUGCCCCUGAGCCGGUGGAUGGGUAUUCAGGAUCCAAUCAGGAGAAAGAUAAAGCCCAACCCGGUGCUGGAAAAAUACUUCCUCAGGAUGAAGCAGAGUCCAGUGGAGACCCAGAUGGUCCUCCUGGCUUCUCAGUGUGGACUCACGCUGCGGCAGACUCAACGCUGGUUCAGGAGACGUCGGAACCAGGAUCGGCCUUGCCCGUCCAAGAAAUUCUGUGAAGCCAGCUGGAGGUUUGUCUUCUACCUGUGUUCCUUCAUGGGUGGCAUCUCUGUCCUCUACCAUGAGUCAUGGUUGUGGACACCGGCAUUGUGCUGGGAGAAUUACCCACGUCAGACCCUGAAUUUGGCCCUGUCCUGGUGGUACCUCCUGGAGCUGGGCUUCUACAUUUCACUGCUAAUCACUCUGCCCUUUGACAUCAAACGCAAGGACUUCAAGGAGCAGGUGUUGCACCACUUCGUGACUGUGGGACUGAUAGUCUUCUCCUACAGCGUCAACUUGCUCCGAAUUGGCUCUGUGGUACUGUUGUUGCAUGACUGCUCCGACUACCUGCUGGAGGGUUGUAAGAUGCUCAACUAUGCCCGCUUUCAGCGAGGGUGUGAUAUUCUUUUCAUCAUCUUCGCCAUAAUCUUCUUCUACACGCGGCUCAUAUUCUUCCCCACCCAGGUUAUCUACACUGCUGUGUUUGACUCCAUCAAGAACUCGGGCCCCUUCUUUGGCUACUACUUCUUUAAUGUGCUCCUGGUGAUGCUACAGAUUCUUCAUGUGUACUGGUUCUGCCUCAUCCUGCGCAUGCUCUCCAGUUUCCUGAGGAAGGGUCAGAUGAACAAGGACAUUCGUAGUGAUGUGGAAGAAUCAGACUCCAGUGAUGACGAGGCAGUUUCUGAAGGUCCCCAGCUGAAGAAUGGGAUGGCUCGAGGGUCUGGAACAGCCAUUACCAAUGGACCACGGAGCCGGGCAGCAACAUGCCUGACCAAUGGGCACACCCGGGCCACAUAGACAACCUUGGACUGACAUUGAGGGGUUGCCUCUAGCAUUGUGGAUAUCCAGAUGCUGGGCUGGUAACUCUGGGAGACAGGGAGGCCCUACCUCAAGGUAGGAAGAAGACUGAUGAUUUGUUUCCCAUCUGUUCCUCUCACUUUAUCCCUUUGAGCAACUUGACAGAACCUGGGGGAGCAGUGGACUCUGCAUCUGGCCAGAGCCACCCCCAGGCUGUAGCUUGGGGCUGUGGGGAGUCUUAGCUCCAAGGACCAAUAAACUUCAACAGCGAUGAACUCUCUGCCCCAAAGCUUGAAUUCCCUUCACAGCUCUUCCUGUCUAUUACUUACUCUGUUGACAGGAUUUCUCACUGCCACAUCAAGAUUUAUGUCCACUCUUGACUGUAUAGCACCACAGCGUGAAGAUACUCCCUGCUCCUCAGUUAGUGCCUUCACUUUGUUCUCCUUCAGAGUAGCCCUCCAGGAUACAGGCUGACUUUUGGGAAAAAAAUUAUUAAGCUUAGAUGCAACCUCUUUGUCUGCAGUCGAAGCCAGAGGGUAGAGCAGAAAUCUGUGGUUGUCCUUGUAGUCCCUUGCUUAAAGCAAUCUGCAGCCCGCCUUGGGGUCUUUAUACUCCCUUGGGACAGUGGAGACCUAAGAUUUGGUGUGAGGUCACUGUCUUCAGGAGUGCUAUAGGAAAACAUCCUCUGCCAAGAUGGAGGCUGGGUGACCAGUGCUACUUAACUCAGAAAUCAAAGUCAGAGGAUCCAUGUAUGGUUAGACCAUGCUGUCUUUGGGAAUAUGCAAGAGGAACCGAGUGUCAUGGAAGAAAGAGAAGCAGAGAGUGGGGAGAAGAGGUCAUCUCAGGGGAUAUCCAAAAAUAAAGGCUCUUGGUACAAAGAGCAGAUCCUGGCAUGUGACUCAUGAUUGUCAUUUAACACCAGAGAGGAAGAAGCCAGUAGACUGGAAGAACAUAUAAACCUGGGAUACAAAGCACGGCCCAGUCUCAAACGAUGGGAGUGGGUGUCAAGAAACAAGUACUCCAGAAGAGAAAACUAGACAAACAUCUGAGAUAGAAAUAGCAAAGAAAAGGGUAGAAAAAGGGUGGGUCAAGAAUGGGAGUCACCUCUGGGUGCAGUGCAGGGUGGUGAGAUGAGAUACGGAUUCUUGUCUUCUGGAGAAAUAUGGGAAAAAGGAGAAGAAAUGUGGCUUCUGUUGAGAGAACAACAGUUUAGGAGAAACCGAAAUGACACUGGCAGAGAGAAUGCAUAGAGACUUGUGAAAGAGACAGGAAGACAAAGCAACCAAUAGGAAAGGAAAAGAUGGGGUUGGGAGAAAUAAAGAAAAAAGAAAAAAAGAAAGAGAAAAAUGCUGUAGAUAGUGCAUGGAUGAGAAAACUGGGAAAGAACAGGAAAGGGUAUUUGAGAAGGAAGGCAGAGGGUCACUGACAAGAGAAGCAGCUUCUAGAGAACUUGAAGGAUGGAAACAAGGUGUGGCCACAAGUCUGAAAUCACAGUACUCUGGAGGCUGAGGCAGGAAGAUCAUAAGUUUGAGGCCAGCCUGGGAAGGAGUACCAACCUAGAAAAGAAACAACCACAACCAAAAAUGCAGUUGAAAUGCAUAGAGGUAUGAUGACACAUGGACACAAUGGAUUUUUUUUUCUGUAAAGAAUAAAUCAUGAUAGUUGCAGAAAAAAUGGAUGCAACUGGAAGUCAUGUUUGGUAGAAUAAAAUACACUCAGAC
Molecule: messenger RNA, 3145 nt
Organism: Grammomys surdaster
Lineage: Eukaryota; Metazoa; Chordata; Mammalia; Rodentia; Muridae
Gene: Cers4
Product: ceramide synthase 4
Exons: 12
Coding region: 243-1424 (393 amino acids)
Biological process (GO): ceramide biosynthetic process
Cellular component (GO): membrane
Molecular function (GO): DNA binding; sphingosine N-acyltransferase activity
Source: RefSeq, a predicted model, not a curated record